Molecule: messenger RNA, 1571 nt
Organism: Tachysurus vachellii
Lineage: Eukaryota; Metazoa; Chordata; Actinopteri; Siluriformes; Bagridae
Product: ovochymase-2
Exons: 11
Coding region: 1-1341 (446 amino acids)
Biological process (GO): proteolysis
Molecular function (GO): serine-type endopeptidase activity
Source: RefSeq, a predicted model, not a curated record
AUGACUCUCAAAGAGUUCCUACAUAGUGUGGAGGCCGUAGUGGGCGAGUAUGACCAAAGAGUGGUGGAUCAUGGGGAGCAGAGGUUUGGUGUGAAGAACGUGAUACCUCAUGAGCAGUACCAUUAUACACUUCCUAUGAACUACGAUAUUGCCCUGCUGGAGCUGAAAGGACACAUCCGCUUCAGAGGUCAGAUUACUUCAGUUGUUCAUGAAGUGCAGUUAGACCUGGUGGAUCCAGCCAUCUGCAAGCAUAUCCUUCAAACCCUCAGACCAGGACUGCAAAACCUCACAGUGUUGUGUGCUGGACCAGAGAGAGGAGGGAAAGAUGCCUGUCAGGGGGACUCAGGUGGACCUUUGCUGUGCCCACGAGCUGAUGGACAUUGGGUGGUGGUUGGAAUCACGUCAUGGGGCAAAGGAUGUGGACGCAGCUGGAUCAACAACCAGAUGAAACCUCUGAUUGGAAGAAGCUCACCUGCAGUGUUCACUAACAUCCCUGUGUUCAUCAAAUGGUUGCUCUGGAAAGGAAAAAUCAACUCCCAAUUAAGUGUACAAGACAAAACUUUGAAAGGCAAUGAGGGUAUUAUACGAUACCCAGUUCACCCAGUCCUGAACUACAGCGACAAUAAGGCAUUCUCCUGGUAUAUCACUGUACCAGGUGGCAAAAUAAUCCUGCUGGAAUUCUUAAAGUUUGACCUGGAGAACCAUCCUCUGUGCCAAAGCGACCACCUCACUGUGUUUGCUGGUGAAGACCUACCAAUAGGCCGAUUUUGUGGCAACAAGUCUCCUGCACCACUGCUCAUACAUUCCAACACCACCAUGCUUCAGUUCAUGUCUGAUUUCAGCGUCUCAGGCUCAGGCUUCUCUGUUCGCUUCAGAGCCGUCAAACAUGACUACACUUUGGGCCCAAGCUGCGGCAUAGUGGCACUGUUUCAAUCCCUGGAAACCGUGCAGAGCCCUAACUACCCACGGUCCUAUGGCGACGACACUCACUGCCGCUGGGUAAUCUACGUCCGCGAGGGUUAUGUUGUCAAGCUCGACUUUACCGACUUCGACUUGGAGGAGUCUGAAGGGUGUCGGUACGACUCGUUGUCUGUAUUUGGAGACUUUGAAGCCAGAGAACAAAUCGUGGUUUUGUGCGGUCAGAGCAUUCCUCCCCCUGUGCUGAGUUUUGGCAGGGUGAUGGUUGUGCACUUCCUGACAGAUAACAGCGUGUCUGCCCGGGGCUUCAGCGCUAAUCUCUCAGUCAUCAGCAAAAAGGACCUCCAACAUGGAGAACAUGAAGACCUGGACGAUGAAGAAAACCCUGAGACCUCCUCCUCCUCCUCCUCCUCCAGUAGUUAGACACUGCUGCUGUAAUGCACAUGAGACCAACGAACUCUGCUUCUUCUUCUUCUUCUUCUUCUUCUUCUUAUUAUUAUUAUUAUUAUCCCAGUCUAAGAUGAGUCACUAAUAAGUGUGGAGACAUUUCAGACAGUGUGAGGAUGUGCGGUCUUCUCAGGAUCACGUGGAAUGUCUCAUGGUCUUGCUGCUUCUGAACUGGACGACUUUAUUAAAAGUGCAGAGACUCACAA